Molecule: messenger RNA, 1071 nt
Organism: Hemisphaericaspora subhashii
Lineage: Eukaryota; Fungi; Ascomycota; Pichiomycetes; Serinales; Debaryomycetaceae
Exons: 1
Coding region: 1-1071 (356 amino acids)
Biological process (GO): regulation of transcription by RNA polymerase II; chromatin remodeling
Cellular component (GO): nucleus; nuclear chromosome; RSC-type complex
Molecular function (GO): transcription coregulator activity
Source: RefSeq, a predicted model, not a curated record
AUGACCACAUUAUCAUAUGAUAGCUCCUCAUUCUAUGUGCAGGCACUAGCUUCCAGUAUUUCGAAGAGAUUGCUUGAUGAAAGAGAUAAUUCGCUAUUGCUAAACAUAGCACCUACAGGACGACAAGCCAAAAGAAUUGCUCAACAAAUAAACUAUUCAGAAGAUUAUACUGAUGACUUUGAUUUUGAAGAUUCACCAACAUCUACAUUUGGUACUAAAGGGAACGCUGGUACUCAAUCGACCACUAGCGCUCAGAAAUACUCUGCAGCAAGGAAAACUCCAGUCAUAAAAUCUUUCGAAGAUGAACAAAAAAUCACGGAUUUGGGAAGUAAAUCCGAUGUUUUGGUUCCUAUAAAGUUAUCGUUAGAAAACUCGAAUUCAACUCAUAAAUUAGCAGACUUUUUCAUGUGGAAUCUUACUGAGUCCCUUGUGACACCAUCCGAAUUUGCAGAAAUACUUUGUGGUGACUUGGAAUUACCAAGCACGAUGUCUCUGCAAAUCGCAGAGUCGAUAAUACAGCAAAUUGAGGAGUAUAGUUAUGCUUCAAACUUGCAAUUACCAAACAAUAACCCAUGCAAUGUUAUUAUCGAUCUUUCGGUGAACUUGAACAAACAAUUAUUUCAAGAUCGAUUUGAAUGGGAUUUGAAUCAAAAAGAGAUUACUCCAGAGGAAUUUGCUCUGAUUAUAGUUUCUGAUUUAGGAUUAUCCCUAGAAUUCAAACCAGCUAUUUCUCAUGCACUUCAUGAAAUCAUUCUCAGAGCUAAGAAAGAAAUAAUUGACGGUACUUUUAAUAACGAAAUACAUAACUUGCAUCUCGUGAGAGGUAUUAUUUUUGAGAAUGGAAUCCGGGUUUUUACAGAAACAAGCGUUCAAAAUGGAAACGAUCACUGGGAGCCUUUAGUUGAAACUUUGACAUCAUCAGAAAUUGAACGUAGAGAAAACGAAAGAAUAAGAAAUUUAAGAAGAUUGAAAAGAGAAAACAUGAAGCGAGAUUAUGACGAUUAUAGUGGGGCAAAGCGAAGACAUGUUGGCCGGAGAAGAUUAGAAGAAUUGGAUUGGAGAGGUGUAUAG